UUCGCACCCGCCACUGUCCAGCUGCCCGGAGCCCAGAGAGCCCAGCCAGGCGCUCGAGACACCUGCCCCAGCCCCACCAUGCUCGUGGCAUCCACCACUUCUGCUGUGCCCUGGACCCUCUCCCCGCCUCUUCUGCCCGGCAACAGCAGCGAGGAGCCGCCGGACACCCGGAACCCGCUGCUCGUCCAGGCAGAGCUAGCCCUGCUCUCCACGGUCUUUGUGGCCGUGGCCCUGAGCAACGGCUUGGUGCUGGGGGUCCUAGCACGCCGGGGCCGGCGGGGUCGCUGGGCACCCAUGCACGUCUUCAUUGGUCACUUGUGCCUGGCCGACCUGGCCGUGGCUCUGUUCCAAGUACUGCCCCAGCUGGCGUGGGAUGCCACGGACCGCUUCCGUGGGCCUGAUGCCCUGUGCCGGGCAGUCAAGUACCUGCAGAUGGUGGGCAUGUACGCCUCCUCCUACAUGAUCCUGGCCAUGACGCUGGACCGCCACCGCGCCAUCUGCCGCCCCAUGCUGGCAUACCGCCACGGAGGUGGAGCUCACUGGAACCGGCCAGUGCUGGUGGCCUGGGCCUUCUCGCUCAUUUUCAGCCUGCCCCAGCUUUUCAUCUUUGCCCAGCGUGACGUGGGAAAUGGCAGUGGGGUCCUUGACUGCUGGGCCCACUUUGCUGAGCCCUGGGGCCUCCGAGCCUAUGUCACCUGGAUCGCCCUAAUGGUGUUUGUGGCACCUGCCCUGGGCAUCGCUGCCUGCCAGGUGCUCAUCUUCCGGGAGAUUCAUGCCAGCCUGGUGCUGGGGCCGGCAGAGAGGGCUGGGGGUGGCCGUGGAGGGCACCGGACCGGCAGCCCCAGUGAGGGGGCCCGGGUGUCAGCAGCCGUGGCCAAGACCGUGAGGAUGACGCUGGUGAUUGUGAUUGUCUACGUGUUGUGCUGGGCGCCUUUCUUCCUCGUGCAGCUGUGGGCGGCGUGGGACCCGAAGGCGCCCCUGGAAGUGAGCAGAUGGGGUCACUGCACCUCUGCACGGGCAACCUCAGUCCCAGCCCGGACUCUUCCACCCCCACAGAGGCCCCCUUCGUGCUGCUUAUGUUGCUGGCCAGCCUCAACAGCUGUACCAACCCCUGGAUCUACGCCUUCUUCAGCAGCAGUGUGUCCUCCGAGCUGCGCAGCCUGCUCUGCUGCGCCCAGAGUCGGGUCCCACCCAGCCCGGGGCCCCAGGAGGAGUCCUGCGCCACUGCCAGCUCCUUCCUGGCCAAGGACACUUCCUCCUGAGAGGCUUUUAGAGGCUCUGUGAAAGCCCGCUGCCUGCCUGGGGCUGGCCCCGGGAGCUCUGGGGAGGAGGGGGGCUCUCCGGGAACUGGCUCCGGGGCGUGGGGAGGGGCUUGGGCCGUGGCAUUGGGCUUCCACCCCAGCCGGUGCCUGCCCCUGAGAUGGA
Molecule: messenger RNA, 1425 nt
Organism: Zalophus californianus (California sea lion)
Lineage: Eukaryota; Metazoa; Chordata; Mammalia; Carnivora; Otariidae
Gene: AVPR2
Product: arginine vasopressin receptor 2
Exons: 4
Coding region: 79-1284 (401 amino acids)
Biological process (GO): G protein-coupled receptor signaling pathway; regulation of systemic arterial blood pressure by vasopressin; positive regulation of vasoconstriction
Cellular component (GO): membrane
Molecular function (GO): vasopressin receptor activity; peptide binding
Source: RefSeq, a predicted model, not a curated record